Messenger RNA from Lagenorhynchus albirostris (white-beaked dolphin), 963 nucleotides. It is a transcript of the gene ID3, whose product is annotated as inhibitor of DNA binding 3. Bases 92 to 451 code for a protein of 119 amino acids. Gene Ontology annotation, molecular function: protein dimerization activity; transcription regulator activity. The record is from RefSeq and is a predicted model, not a curated record. Gene Ontology annotation, cellular component: nucleus; cytoplasm. NCBI's taxonomy places the organism in Eukaryota, Metazoa, Chordata, Mammalia, Artiodactyla, Delphinidae. The transcript is spliced from 3 exons. Gene Ontology annotation, biological process: cell differentiation; circadian regulation of gene expression; negative regulation of transcription by RNA polymerase II.
GGACCUCCGUGAGAGUGCGCGCGUUGCUAGCUGCUCAAGGGGUUCUUUGGGUUUUUUUCUUCUUUCGGCACUUCCAACCUCAUUCCUCAAUAUGAAGGCGCUGAGCCCGGUGCGCGGCUGCUACGAGGCGGUGUGCUGCCUGUCGGAACGCAGCCUGGCCAUCGCGCGGGGCCGCGGCAAGAGCCCGGCAGCUGAGGAGCCGCUGAGCCUGCUUGACGACAUGAACCACUGCUACUCGCGUCUGCGGGAACUGGUACCCGGAGUCCCGCGAGGCACUCAGCUUAGCCAGGUGGAAAUCCUGCAGCGCGUCAUCGACUACAUCCUCGACCUUCAGGUGGUCCUGGCCGAGCCCGCUCCUGGACCCCCAGACGGCCCGCAUCUUCCCAUCCAGACAGCCGAGCUUGCUCCGGAACUUGUGAUCUCCAACGACCAAAGGAGCUUCUGCCACUGACCUGGACGUCCUGGCGCCUCCAGAACGCAGGUGCUGGCGCCCGUUCCGCCUGGGACCCGGGACCCUCUACGGCCGGAAGCCCGAGGGCAUGGAUGGGCCCCAACCUCGCCCUGCCCACUUGACUUCCCCAAACCCCUGCCUCGAGGCUGGACCUGCGCCCGGGAGCGAAGGACUGUGAACUUGGGUGGCCUAAAGAGCCAGAGCUAGCUCUGGGCACCAGCUGGGCAACCUCCCCCAGCCCUCACCCCACCCCCAAGUUUAAAGACUGUCUUUCAGUGUGUGGAGGUGUAUGGGGGGCGGGGCUGGCUGCUCUCCAAACUCUGGCAAGGCAGCGGUAGAGCUGGUCUUCUGGUCUCCUUGGAGAAAGGCUCUGUUGCCCUGAUUAUGAACUCUAUAAUAGAGUAUUUAGCUUUUGUACCUUUUUUGCAGGAAGGUGACUUUCUGUAACCAUGCGAUGUAUAUUAAACUUUUUAUAAAAGUUAACAUUUUGCAUAAUAAACGGUUUUUAAACA